GCGAGGACAAGGAGGACUGAAGAGGCGUCAGACCCCACCUCUGCUGCUGCCCAGACAGGACGGCUCCAGGACCGCCCAGCCUCUCCCCCCUCCCGCCUUGCCCAGGGCACCGCCGGAACCAGAGGAGGCCCAGAAGCUGGCAGCAGAGCGGGCCCGGGCACCUGUUGUGCCCUUUGGAGUGGACCUGUGCUACUGGGGCCAGGAGCAGCCGAUGGCUGGGAAGAUUCUCAAGUCUGACUCUCAGCACCGCUUCUGGAAGCCCCACGAGGUGGAGGAGGAGACAGACAGUGCCGAUGUCUCUGGGAUGCUCCAGACCCGCUGUAUCACCUUCGCAGGGACAUUUGAGCCCGUGCAGCACCAGUGCCGGGCCCUGAGGCCUGAUGGCCGUCUCUGCGAGCGCCAGGACCGGCUAAAGUGCCCGUUCCAUGGGAAGAUCGUCCCCCGAGAUGACGCGGGGCAGCCUCUCGAUCCAGAGCACAGGGCCCGGGAGCAGAGGCAGCGGCGGCGGCAGCCAGUGCGGCCAGAUUGGCAGGACCCCGAGUUUUUGAAGGAUGUGGAGGCAGCUACAGGGGCAGAUCUUGGCUCAUCGAGGUACAGCAAGAAGGGCAAAGGGAAGAAGAAGAAACACCCGAACCUCACUGACCUGCGAGAGCGGGCCAACACUGCCCGAGCUCGCAUUGGGAAGAAGGUCUUUGCCAAGGCAGCUGUGCAGAGGGUAGCCGCUGCGAUGAACCAGAUGGACCAGAAGAAACACGAGAAGUUUGCAAACCAGUUUAACUAUGCGCUGAAGUAAAGGCCUGGGCCCUGUGUGCUGUGCUGCGUUGUGCCGUGCCGUGCUGCUGCCGGGGCUCUCCUCGAGGACAGGAACGCGGGCGCAGGCCCGGCAGAGCCGUGGCCUGUGUGUUCACAGGACGUCCAGAGGGGGGCCUUGGGAUGCCUUGCACGAAGGCUGGGAAUGUAGCUGGGUGGCAGGGUGCUUGCCCGGCGGGCAUGAGGACCCGGGUUCCAGCCCCAGCACCCUAGGGGCGGGGCGGCAUUGUGGCACAGACCUAGAAUCCCACAUUUCAUGGACAUGGCAACAGGAAAAGAGUGAGCUCCAGGCCAGUCUGUGCCUGUGAUCCCGCUUCUCCAGAGGCAGAGAUGGGAGGCCAUGGUUUGGGGUCGGCUGUGGCAUAAAGUUAGUAACACAGGUGUAGUGGUUCACACCAAGAAUCCCAACGAUACAAAGGCAUCAAUAGGAGGAUAGCAGUCCCAGGUGGGCCUGAACAGAAAGCGAACCAUCCUAUCUAAAAAUAACCUGGAGCAGAAAGGAGGGUGCUCAAGUGGUGGAGCCCCUGCUAGCCAAUGUGGGGCCUUCAGUUCAAACCCGCAUCACUCAAAACAGGGCCCUCCAGGGAUGGCCUCCCUACCCGGAGGCCUCCACCAUCUGGGGCAGGGCUGGCCUGUGCCCAGGGCGCAGAGCAGGUGUCUGUCCUCCCCAUAGUAGCCACCAGAGACCACUCAGACCACCUCAUACACCAGACGCUUCUUAUUUGGGUUGGUGGCUGGGAUGGGGCUUAAACUUGACCUGAUCUCUUGGUCCAGUUAUUUGUUUAUGGCUGGCACUCUACUA
This is a messenger RNA of Perognathus longimembris pacificus (Pacific pocket mouse), 1612 nucleotides long. RefSeq names its product UV-stimulated scaffold protein A-like. Gene Ontology annotation, cellular component: chromosome. Gene Ontology annotation, biological process: transcription-coupled nucleotide-excision repair; response to UV. NCBI's taxonomy places the organism in Eukaryota, Metazoa, Chordata, Mammalia, Rodentia, Heteromyidae. Gene Ontology annotation, molecular function: RNA polymerase II complex binding. The record is from RefSeq and is a predicted model, not a curated record. The annotation marks the transcript as partial. The transcript is spliced from 6 exons.